AACCACACGAUUCUUUGCCAGUUUAAAGUUUGUUUAUAGAGCAGGACCCUACGCCAACUGGCUCUGACUCGGGCACUGGCGUCAUGGCUCGGUAGAGCCUGGUCUAUACUUGUUCUUACCAACUGCAUAAGGAAGACCAAUUUCGAUCACGACUAGCAGAAGAGCGCGUCGGCGGGCUGCAAUCUCCUGUGUCUGCACCGCGAAAUAGCUUGCGCCGCGCCCAGCAGGAGCUGCCUGCGGGCUAGAAGGUGCCAUGUCGGGAGCCUUCGCGGCGCGCACGGCGCUGGAGGAGUCAGACAAGGGCCGCGUGGACCGUACGCGCGUGAAGCGCUAUUGGCCCGGCAAGGCGCCCGAAUGGGCGGAGCAGCAGGAGGAGGCGGAGGCGGCCGCGGCUCCGCGGGACCGUGUGCGCACCGAGGUGGCAGCGCCGGUCAUUGUGCGCAGGGCUGACGACCCCCGCCUGGCCCGCCUGCAGCAGUCGCGGGGGGCGGACCGGGAGGAGGCACUGCAGGAGCGCCGUCAAAUCCGGGCGGCGGAGAUAGUGCGCGUGAAACGAGAGCGAAGCGAGGAGCCCGAUGGCGACGGCGGCGGCGAGGGCGACGGCGGCGCCGGGGGGCCGCAGGCGCGGCGGCGGGCGCGGAGCGAGGAGCCGAGCGAGGAGGCGGAUGAGGAGGAGGAGGAGGCGCAGCUGAGGCGGCGGCGGCGGGGGGAGAGCGAGGAGCCGGAGGCGGAGCAGCCAGUGCUGGAGGGCGACGUGCCGGCGGAUGAGAUGCAGCGGCGUGUGGCGCGGCGGCGGGCGGCGGAGGGCCAGGGCCACAAGGAGGAGGAGGAGGACGACGAGGAGGCGGUGGCGAGGCGGCGCGCGGCGGUGCGCGAGAGGCUGCUGCAGCAGCAGCGCGAGGAGGAGGAGCGGCGCCGGCAGCAGCAGCAGGAGGAGGAGUCGGAGGAGGAGGAGGAGGAGUCGUCCGAGUACGAGACAGACGACGAGGAUGACGGACCGGGCGGUCGGCUGCUGAAGCCCGUGUUCGUGCCCAAGCACGCGCGCGACACUGUGGCGGAGCGCGCGGCCCUGGAGGAGGAGGAGGAGGCGGUCGUGGAGAAGGACAGGGCGCGCAAGGCGGCACGCAAGGAGGAGACCAAGGCCAUCCUGGCGGAGCAGAUGGCUCUGGAGGCGGCGGCCGCCGCCGCCGCCGCCGCGGGCCCGGCGGGUGUGGACGACAUCGACACGGACGACGACGAGGAGCCGGUGGCGGCAUACGAGGCGUGGAAGGGCCGAGAGCUGAGGCGCAUCAAGCGCGACCGCGAGGAGCGUGAGACUGCGGAGCGCGAGGCGGCGGAGAGGGAGCGGCUCAAGAACAUGACGGAGGAGGAGCGGGCGGCCUGGGAGAAGGCCAACCCCAAGGCUGUCCGCGAGGCGUCGCCCAAGGCCAAGUGGAACUUCCUCCAGAAGUACUGGCACAAGGGCGCGUUCUUCCAGGAGACAGCGGACGACACGCGCGGCACCACGGGUGUGGACGACAUCUUCAAACGCGACUACUCCGCCCCCACCGGCAUGGACAAGUUCGACAAGUCCAUGCUGCCCAAGGUCAUGCAGGUCAAGAACUUCGGGCGGGCGGGGCGCACCAAGUACACACACCUGCUGGACCAGGACACCACACAGGUGGAGGACGAGCUGUAUGCGGCCACCAAGGACAACAUCGUGCGGCGCAAGGAGCAAGCGCUGGCGGCGGCGCAGGUGUUUGCAAAGCCGCGGAAGUUCAAGAGGUAGUAUGUGAUAUGUGCAUGUUGAGGAGGUGGGGAGGUGCGGAGGUGCUCGUGUGGAGGUGUGUGUGUAUGUGUGUGUGUGGCCUUGACGUGGCGUUGGUUGUGGCCAAGCACACAAACGGUGGCGGUGUGUGUGGGGGGCCUCAGAGGCGAGUGAGGCGGCGCCUGGCGGCGACAGGGGCGCCUGGCGGUAGGAGAUGAAGUGGAGGAGUCGGGUUGGCGGGAGGAAAGGUCAAGCGAGGUGUGAGAGGGGCGAGGGGAGGCGGCUGCAACGCGGCGAGAGGAGGAGGACGGAUUAGCAGGCGGGAAGGAGAGGAGGCGGAGGCGUUGGAGGUGGAGGUGGAGGAGGUGGAGUUGAGCCGUGCCCGGUAGGUUGUAGGCAGUGGUUCGGGCGGCUGCAGAGGCGGUGAGCUGGCACAGGCAGUGCGGGGCAGCUGCGAUGCAACGGCGAGGUUACUGCGAUGCUGAGGGUGUCGUGGCUGGCCUUGGCAGCAGUCGCAACGGACUAACGAAAUGCGUGGUCCGGACAUGCCAACCUGCCAAAGACCCACGGACCCCUGAGGGCGGGGCGGUGGCGGGCAGGGGGACAGGUGUGCCGUGAUGCACGUGUACUGUGGUGAAGGCGAGGGUGCGAGGCACAGGGCGGCAAUCAC
Molecule: messenger RNA, 2417 nt
Organism: Chlamydomonas reinhardtii
Lineage: Eukaryota; Viridiplantae; Chlorophyta; Chlorophyceae; Chlamydomonadales; Chlamydomonadaceae
Exons: 14
Coding region: 254-1768 (504 amino acids)
Biological process (GO): mRNA splicing, via spliceosome
Cellular component (GO): U2-type spliceosomal complex
Molecular function (GO): RNA binding
Source: RefSeq, a predicted model, not a curated record